AUGCUCGGGUGCACGCGAUGGUUGAGAGUGAAUGGUGGAAAUGUCAAUUACAAGGUGGUCAAAUUGGCACUUCGACAGUUAUCAUCAGAACCUAGUCUUACAUAUGGUUAUAGAAAAUCCCAAAUCCAAUCUGGUAACGAUAUAAAUGAAAGUAAAGGGUCAACCCCUCAUUCGAAUGAGCUACCGUCGUCAUUCUAUUAUCCGAGCAUUUCCAGUGUGAGAGGUCAGUUUAAAGACGCCAUUACAUUGCGAAUACCUUCAUUCCGAGAAAAGUUCAAUGACACGGAUUUUUCCGCUUUUGACAAUAAUCGCACAAGAGAAACAUAUAUCAUUGAAGGUAGAAUCCGCUCAAUCAGAAAGUCGGGGAAAGGAAUGUUUUUUAUUGAUGUUAUUCAGGAUGAUGUUCGCUUGCAAGUGAUGGCUUAUAACAAAUUGGUUGGUGUAAAUUUGGCAGAGUUUGAUAAGAUCCAUUCUUGGUUCAAACCAGGUGACUAUGUAAGUUGUCAUGGGUUUGCGUCCAGGACUAAAACAGGAGAAUUGACACUAAAGCUCGGCGAUUCCAUGCAGAUAUUGACUCCUUGUUUGAACAAUAUCCCUUCGAAACUUGUUGACAAGGGGAUCAUUAACAAUCAUAGAGUAAUGAACUAUUUGGUGAAUCCCAUUUCCAAGCAGCCAAUAAUUGUCAAGUCGAAAAUAAUCCAGUUUAUUAGAAAUUUUUUUGUUGAGAGAGGCUUUUUGGAAGUGCAAACUCCGAUUUUGAGCAGUCUUGGAACUGGAGCCAAUGCCCAACCGUUUCUAACGAAAUUUAAAAAUGAGGAUAUACUAUUGAGAGUUGCUCCUGAACUAUGGUUGAAAAAACUAGUCAUUGGUGGGUUUGACAAGAUUUUUGAAAUUGGGUGUAACUUUAGAAACGAAGGUAUAGACCAAACUCACAAUCCCGAAUUCACAUCGUGCGAAUUUUACCAAACUUAUACCAGCUUAAACGAACUAAUGGAGAUAACAGAAACACUAUUUAUUGAGCUAUUCAAAACCUUUAACAUUCCCCUCUGUAAAGAGACCGAGACCGAGUUCGGUGAUGAACUGGGAAUUCAUACUUUUCCUAGAUACGAAUUCUUACCCACCUUGGAGAAGAUAACUGGCAAAAAAUUGCAAGACUUGUCACUUGAAACGUUAAUCAAUUACUAUCAAAGUCUUGGUUUGGAAAUACCCCAAAAUUCUGACUCUAAUUCCUAUUCUAGUUCCAAUUCCAAUUCCAAUUCCAAUUCCAGUUCUAACCUUAAUCUUAAUCCAGCCAAUUUACUUAACAACUUAAGCGAAAUCUAUCUAGAAUCGUUAAGUGUCACAAAGCAUCCAAACGUUCCAGUGAUUAUAUUCAACCAACCAGAAAUUCUAUCGCCAUUGGCCAAGUCUAGAAAGGACAGUAAUUGCAACGGUACGAAUACUAUUCCAGUAUCUUUGAGAUUUGAGCUAUUCAUCAAUGGUAAAGAAUACGUUAAUGCUUAUGAAGAGGAGAACGAUCCAAGUCAACAGUUGAUUAAAUUCAAGCAACAGCAAUUGAACAAGGAAAAGUAUGGGGAUAACGAAAUGUUGAUUCCUGACUGGGAAUAUGUAAAAUCGAUGGAAAUAGGAUUACCACCAACUGGUGGAUGGGGUAUUGGUAUUGACCGGUUGGCAAUGUUUAUUAGUGGCGCAGAUCGAAUAGAUCAAGUUUUACCGUUUGGAAAUUUGAGAGAUGUAUUGAAACAAUAA
Messenger RNA from Lodderomyces oxycetoniae, 1749 nucleotides. RefSeq names its product lysine--tRNA ligase (gene MSK1). The transcript has a single exon. Gene Ontology annotation, cellular component: cytoplasm; mitochondrion. Lineage: Eukaryota; Fungi; Ascomycota; Pichiomycetes; Serinales; Debaryomycetaceae. Gene Ontology annotation, molecular function: tRNA binding; lysine-tRNA ligase activity; ATP binding. The coding region runs from base 1 to 1749 and encodes 582 amino acids. The record is from RefSeq and is a predicted model, not a curated record. Gene Ontology annotation, biological process: mitochondrial lysyl-tRNA aminoacylation.